CGACACCACCCUGCCCGCACAGCACCCGGACGAUUGCAAUCGCCUGCUGCCGCCAUGUCCAACGGCGUGCGCAAUCUGCGCGCCAUGUUUGAAAACUCCAACUCUGCCUCGCCCGAGCCCCGCGGUCGCUCCCCCGUAGACCAUUCGGCCCCAGCAGACAGCGAGGAGCGUCCGCGAUCAAAGGUACGCGCCUCGUUUGUCGCCGUCGAGCCCUCGAGCGCCUACAUCCCGCCCGAAGUGGCCCUGGCCCUGGCCGCCGCCCAACAGCCCAACAGCACCGUUGCCCACCGCCGCGAGAGCUUCAGCCUGAGCGAGGACCAGGCCGACGAGGUGGCCGAACUCAAAAAGGUCGUCAGCGAUGAGAAGGAGGAGCGCAGCAAGAGCCUGGCCAUUCCUGAGGCCGUGCCCGAACAGGCGGUGGCGUCGAGGGAAUCCUCGCUGUCGGCUCCUCUCGACCGACAGCGACAAGAGAAGCAACAAGAAGCCACCGAAGCCCCAAAGCCCGAUUCUUCCGCCAAACAUUCCGAGCCCUCAGACGCUGCACACGAGACAGCAGCAGCACCCGCAGUUCCCGAAGAGCCCAAAACCGACGACACCGCCGUCGACGACGCAGAGCCAUCCCCAAUGCCAUCAUUAGAAUCGGCUCCCGCCCAGCCUGCCCAAAACCCGGACAAAGCUACUACGGGUGCCCAGGAGGAUCUCACACUGAGGCCAGCUGCCCCUACAGAGGAAGCUGCUGUCAAGGAGGACAUCCCUGCUGCUGAGGAGGCCGCCAUCGAAGAAGCUGCUGUCGCAGACGAGGCUGCUGUCGCGGAAGCUGCAAUUGCAGACGAGACUCCUGUUGCUGCCGAGUCUGCUUCUGCACCCUCAGCCGACAAGGCGGUUGUUGAAGCCCAAGGCGAGGCUGCACCGGACGCAACUCCGGCACCAGAGGCCCCGAAAGCCGCUGACAGCAAGCUCAAGACAAACGGAGCUUCUACAGCGAAGAAGCCUGAGACCAAGAAGCCUUCGACAAUUUCUACUGCCAAAGCUUCAAAGGCACCCUCCACAGCCGUGAAGAGCCCUCUCCCAAAGACCGGACCCAAGACACCUCCGAAACCCAAGGCGGCCACACCAGCUGUGAAGCCCAGCCCAGCCCCCAAGGUGUCGAAGCCAGCCCCUCUCAAGGAGCCCGUCAAAGCGCCAGCUGUAAAGGCUCCCACUCCCGCUCCCAAAGCUCCGGUUGCAAAGAAGACCAGUCGCACGUCUCUACGCCCUGCUUCCUCCGCUGCCGCCCCUACAGCUAGCGCAGCAUCAAAGGCCAAAUCUCCCACACCACCCACAGAGAGCAAGAAGCCCGCUGCACCGAAGCCCGCCGCACCCGCUUCUCGCAAAAGCACCUCGCCAACCGGCUUCAAGAAGCCAGCUCCCAAGUCUCCCACACGCCCCGUUGGUCUGCCCUCUCGCCUGACCGCGCCGACUGCGGCCUCGGCUGCUAAGCAUGGCGAAGAAUCAAAGCCGACCGCACGGAAACCUUCCACUACCACACGCGCUCCACCGUCCAAACCCGCCGCUCCCAAGGCCGCGCGACCUUCAGUUGCCCCUAGUGCGCCAAAGCGACCAGAAUCUCGUGCUUCGAAUGUCGGUUCCGCACCCAAAGGCGGUUUCCUCGAGCGUAUGAUGCGCCCAACAGCGGCAAGCUCCAGCAAGACCCACGACAAGCCAGCCCCUGUACCGCACAAAGCCCCCGCCGCAGCCAAACCGAACACUCUACAAAAGGGCAAGAAGAAGGUUGAGGACGUUGCGGCAAAGGCCAAGGCGGCCGUGACCAACGGACACGACGAUGAAGAGCACAAGGCCGAGGAAGAGGCUCCAAAGGAGUCUGAACAUGCGGAGCAAGCGACGGAAGAAGCUGCCGCUGAAGAAGCGCCUCACGAGCCAGUUGAGGCUGCUGCUCCAGCCCCAGAGGCGGAUUCUUCAACCGCAGAGCAGCAGACACCAAAUCCUGAAGGCGAAACAAUACAGUCAUAAGGUACAUGUGACAGCAGGAUCUUGCGCUCCUGCAACUCUACCUACCCCUUCGCCAAGCCACCAGACUGUUGGUAAUGUUCUUGGGCCACAGUUUUGUAAUUGUUUGUUUUAUUAUCUUCCCUUCUCCAACAGCAUUUUCUGGAGCGAUUGUUUGGCGUAAAUCAUCGUCUUGGGAGGUGGAUACCUUGGGACAUGGGAGGGAGGGAAAGAUGGAUUUGGAUACAGAUCAUUGCGUAUAUAGUUGUCCGUUGAGCUAUAAGUACGUCUCGCAUGCGCUACCAGACGGUCUUGUAUAUCGUAAUCCAUUCUUC
Molecule: messenger RNA, 2321 nt
Organism: Exserohilum turcica Et28A
Lineage: Eukaryota; Fungi; Ascomycota; Dothideomycetes; Pleosporales; Pleosporaceae
Exons: 2
Coding region: 55-2010 (651 amino acids)
Source: RefSeq, a predicted model, not a curated record